Molecule: messenger RNA, 1724 nt
Organism: Cuscuta campestris
Lineage: Eukaryota; Viridiplantae; Streptophyta; Magnoliopsida; Solanales; Convolvulaceae
Source: the annotation of a GenBank genome assembly
CGAAUUCAUCUGAACUUUGAUGAAUGAAUCAUCGACCAAGCUUUAUCGCGGGUUCUUAGCUGAGGGUAAAAUGCGGAGUGGAUUGGCUCGAGAUUCGGAUUCCUUCCUCACUGGAUCUUAGAUAUUUGGAUUGAUCCAUCGAUCUAAUUCACCCACCGACCAGAAGGUUUGAGACUUUGAGGUUGAGAGACCUGAAGCAACUCUGUCAUGGGAGUUUCUGGGAAGUGGUUUAGGGCACUGAUUGGUCUAAAAAGAUCUGAGAAAUCAUAUGCCACUGGGUUGGAUGAAAAUAAAAGUGGAAGCACUAGAAAGUCUAGACAUGGGAGAAAGCAUUCUGUUGAGAUUGAUAGGGACCUACUUCAGAAUGAGUUCAGUCAUAUUGAUGAUGCUUCUAUAUCCAUUGAAGAUGCUAGCAUUUCAGUUCCUGAUGGUAUUGGCUCGCCUUCUUGCUCAUAUCAAGUGCAGGAUGCAGCUCAAAGUCAACUGAGCAUGAGAGAAGAAUGGGCUGCAAUACGUAUUCAAACUGCUUUUAGAGGAUUUCUGGCUAGGCGUGCUCUGCGGGCUUUAAAAGGAUUAGUGAGACUUCAAGCACUUGUGAGGGGUCAUGCCAUAAGAAAACAAGCUGCUACUACCCUUCGAUGUAUGCAAGCUCUUGUAAGAGUUCAAGCUCGUAUCCGAGCAAGGCGCGUUCGUAUUGCACUGGAGAGUCAAACAUCACAUCACAUACUUCAGCAGAAGCUAGAACAUGAAGCCCAUGUACGGGAAAUAGAAGAAGGGUGGUGUGACAGCAUUGGGUCUGUUGAAGAAAUUCAAACCAAACUCUUAAAGAGACAAGAGGCAGCAGCUAAGCGUGAGAGAGCAAUGGCAUAUGCCUUGGCUAACCAGUGGCAGGCAGGAUCUAAGAAGCAUGUCACUUCAGGCGGCUUUGAACCGGAUGAGAAUAGCUGGGGCUGGAACUGGUUGGAGAGAUGGAUGGCCGUACGUCCAUGGGAAAAUCGCUUUUUAGACAUGAAUAUCACAGAUGGAGUUAAGAUUCAUGCUGAUAAUGGAUCCGGUUAUAUGAAGAAUGGAAGAAAUAAACAGAUGAAAUCCUCCAUGAGCAAGAAACAGAUCUCUUCCUCCAUUUCAAAUGAAAUAAUUGGUCCAUCCCAUUCAAGCUCUAGCACAAACCUCUCAAAUGGAAAAAUGGUUGGAUCACAGUCCAAUGGAUGCAGCUCUGCAAGCACACAUGAAGCACUUUCCUCUUCAUGUGGCCCUCCAAACUCCAAACGAAAUCAAGAAAGUUUGAGUGAAGAAGUUAGUUCAAGACCUAGACUUGUCUCAAGGUCACACAGCAAUCCUAAAGAGAGGGUCACCGUUUCAGAUAAACAAGGAAAGAGAAGAUUGUCUCUGCCCAGUAGUGGCAAGGCCUUUGCUUUCGGAUCGUCUCAUGCUAGAUUCCUUUCUCGUCGGUCUACACCUCACUUCUGGGUCGGUCCCUCCUAAUCCUUUGAACACUGAUGUUUUAAUACUCCCUCCGUCCCGCUAUAUUCGUCUACUUUUGACUUUUGAAACUGUUCAUCUAAGCACUUUGACUCAUCAAAUUCUCUCAAUGUGUAAGUCUAAAUAUAGUCAUGUGUGAUCUUGUUUGAUUUGUCUUAACAUAUAGAUUAUUAAUAUAUAAUUUCUAUAAUUUUUUAAUAUACAAAUUACAAGAUAAAAUGGAUUAAAGAAGUGUAUUGGAU